Botrytis deweyae is the source of this 1011-nucleotide messenger RNA. RefSeq lists its product as uncharacterized. Gene Ontology annotation, molecular function: oxidoreductase activity. The coding region runs from base 1 to 1011 and encodes 336 amino acids. The transcript has 4 exons. NCBI's taxonomy places the organism in Eukaryota, Fungi, Ascomycota, Leotiomycetes, Helotiales, Sclerotiniaceae. The record is from RefSeq and is a predicted model, not a curated record.
AUGGCUGGAGAAAUGAUGCGUGCAAUCGAUAUCGAAAAUGGAAGCGGACCAAUCUCCAGUCUCUUUUUGAACAAUGAAAUUCCCAAACCCGAGCCUUCCACUUCUCAAGCUUUAGUAAAGAUCCAUUCCUUUGGGCUUAAUCGAAUGGAUUUGAUGCAGCGGGAGGGAAAGUAUAAUGUACCUCCACAAGCGGGGAGAAUACUGGGUGUGGAGUUUUCCGGGGUAAUUGAGAAACUUGGGGAUGGAGACAUUGGGGAUUUUAAAGUUGGUGAUGAGGUUUUUGGACUUGCGUAUGGUGGGGCGUAUGCUGAGUACAUCGCAUCAUCGACAAAAAUGCUCAUUCACAAACCGGCUCAUAUAUCUUGGUCUGUAGCUGCUGGGAUCCCAGAGACAUGGAUAACAGCAACCCAAGCCUUACAUCUCGUUGGAUGCUUUAAACCAGGAGAUAAUGUUCUAUGGCAUGCCGGAGCAUCCGCAGUAUCCAUUGCCGGAAUCCAACUAUCCAAAGCUGCUGGGGCCAACAAGAUACUCGUCACUGCUGGUUCCGAUGAGAAGAUCGCUUUCUGCAAAAGUUUGGGCGCAACACAUGGCUUCAACUACAAUACCGAAAACUGGAUCCAGGGAGUUCUAGAUUCAACUGACGGACAUGGAGCAGAUGUAAUUGUUGACUUCAUUGGGAAGAAUUACGCCCAGGGAAACUUUGAAGCCGCAGCUAUGGACGGAAGGAUUGUCCAACUAGCCAGUCUUAGUGGAUACAAACUCGAUGGCCUAGAUAUCACUCUCCUCGAGAACAAGCGUUUGCGAUGGGAGGGAAGUAGACUGAGAAGCAGACCUCUAGAUUACCAGGGAAAAUUGAGAGAUGUGUUGGUCGAAACUGCCUUACAGAAAUUUGCAGAUGGUACUUUCAAGGUUCCUAUCGAGAGGAUUUUUUCCUGGAAAGAUAUUAGGGAGGCUCAUACAUUUAUGGAAACCAAUCUGUCAAAAGGUAAAAUAAUUUGUACGGUGGACUGA